Messenger RNA from Helianthus annuus (common sunflower), 1037 nucleotides. RefSeq lists its product as uncharacterized. The transcript has 2 exons. The record is from RefSeq and is a predicted model, not a curated record. NCBI's taxonomy places the organism in Eukaryota, Viridiplantae, Streptophyta, Magnoliopsida, Asterales, Asteraceae. Bases 1 to 915 code for a protein of 304 amino acids.
AUGAGCAAACACAAAGCCACCGGAAAGAAGGAACAAAUAAAGUGGACGGAAAGUAUGGAUAAUAUAUUCAUACAAUCCAUGAUAGCGCAACAGGAUAAUGGCAAUAGGAUUAAUGGCAGUUUUACUUCACAAGCAUACAACAAUAUGAUUGAGGAGCUGAACACAAAGCUUCAAAUUGAAUUGACCAAAAAACAUUUGAAGAAUCGUUUAAAAACAUUAAAAGAGCAUUUUUCCCAAUGGUACGACAUGUUUCGUGGAACGUCCUUGAGUGGAUUCUCAUGGAAUUCAGAAACUCAAUUAAUUGAAGCCGAGGAUGAAGUCUGGGAUAAAUUAAUAGAAUCAAAGCCUGAUGCUGCGGCAUUGAAGACAAAGAAAGUCUCAAACUUCAAUGAAAUGCUACAACUAUUUGCAAAAGAUAGGGCAACCGGUGCACAAGCUGAAACAGCCAAAGAACGAAAUGCCCGACUGAAAGAAAAUGACAGCAUUAACAUAGAAACAGUUCCAGAAGUUGAUGACUUCUGCGCUGCUAAUGAUGUAGUUCUGGAGAGCCAAUGCAAUACUGAUGAUGAUAUUCAAGUGCUACAUCCUACGUCUUCUCGUGCAAAGAAAUGUAAGAGUAGAAAAAGAAAAGUUGAACAACAAGAUGAAGAUUUAACCUCUAUUAUUAUGAAUGGCGUUAGCGGUGUGGCUAAUGCUAUUUUAGAAGGCAAUAAAAUACUUGAAAGAGCUUAUCAUCGCGAGUACACAGGUGAAGAAAUUUAUAAUGCACUGGAGCCAUUGGGUUUGGAUUCCCAUGAAAUACGUGGAGCUUUAAAUUACUUGGAAACCAACCAAGCAAAAGCAAGGAUGCUAUUUAGUUGUCCUCCUCUGAUACGGUUGGGUUUACUAAGAGAUAUGAUGGGUUCCGGUAACUAAGCGAGUUUAGGAUGCUUUUGUCUGGUAGAAGUGCUACAUCCUUUUUUAGUAACUUUUAUUUCUUUGUUGGGUAUUUUAUUAUUGCUUAUGGGUCUUGUGAUUGUUUAUGAUGCUUAAUUACA